Messenger RNA from Nothobranchius furzeri (turquoise killifish), 1564 nucleotides. RefSeq names its product tubulin beta chain-like. Gene Ontology annotation, molecular function: structural constituent of cytoskeleton; GTP binding; GTPase activity. Gene Ontology annotation, biological process: microtubule cytoskeleton organization; mitotic cell cycle. Gene Ontology annotation, cellular component: cytoplasm; microtubule. The record is from RefSeq and is a predicted model, not a curated record. NCBI's taxonomy places the organism in Eukaryota, Metazoa, Chordata, Actinopteri, Cyprinodontiformes, Nothobranchiidae.
UGCAACUUCUUGAAUUUCGUAUGGCACCCCCAAGUCUGUUCCUCUUUCCUUCUGACCAGCUCCACCGUCUGUGAGCUUCUGAUUGUCCUUUAUACUGGCCCCUCCUUUUAUAGGCUCAAUUCACCGUAUACCGGUUUUUCUCUUUUUUAGCUUAGUUUUAGCUCUAAUUGGCUUUUAAAAUUUAGUUUGGGCUCAGGAAAAUUUAGAAUUAGUUUUAGGGUGUCCGAAUGAUUGUUAGGUUCAGGUAGGGUUCAAAGGUCAGGGUAGGGUAGGGCAUGGUUAGGGUUAGGAUGGGUUAGUGGGUAGGGACUAUUUGUUUUAGGUAGGGCUGUAGAAACCAACAAUGAGGCGGUUCAGAACAAACCGCCAGCUGGUCGACCCCAAGGGCACGGGCUAGUUAGCAGGGCAACUGCAGGUUUAAGGGAGCCAAAUUUAAGACUUUUUAAGACCUCUUUUGCUGCCAUCUUCCGUGGCCGCAUGUCCAUGAAGGAGGUAGAUGAGCAGAUGCUGAACAUGCAGGACAAGAACAGCAGCCAUUUUGUUGAAUGGAUCCCAAACAACGUCAAGACCGCCGUCUGCGUCAUCCCUCCCAGAGGUCUCAAGAUGGCCGCCACAUUAAUCUGCAACAGCACCGCCAUUCAAGAGCUGUUCAAGCGCAUCUCUGAGCAGUUCACUGCCAUGUUCAGGCGCAAGGCUUUCCUCUAUUGGUACACAGGAGAAGGUAUGGAUGAGAUGGAGUUCACAGAGGCUGAGAGCAACAUGAAUGAUCUCGUGUCUGAGUACCAGCAGUACCAGGAUGCUACUGCUGAAGAGGAGGGAGAGUUUGAAGAGGAGGGAGAGGAGGACCUGGCCUAAAUUUGCUGUUAUGAAGUUUAAAUGUUUGUCGUACAUUUCUGUUUUUCCAAGUUCUGAUGUACGUGUUCCAGUUCUCAUUUACUUUUCUAUGGCGAUGCCUGGGUAAUGAAGCAUAGUGCUCAAAUGUUCAUCGCUGUUUAGCAAUGUCAUGUUCUGAGGGCAGAAUAAAGUUCUUAAGGUGCUUUGUUUGAUCUUUAAUGCUCACGUGCAUUUACACCAGGGAAAUAUUUGGUUUUAUGCUACACUGUAGAUGGUCAACCUCUAAGCACGUCUUUGAGCUUCCCAUUGUCCUGCAACUUCUUGAAUUUCGUAUGGCACCCCCAAGUCUGUUCCUCUUUCCUUCUGACCAGCUCCACCGUCUGUGAGCUUCUGAUUGUCCUUUAUACUGGCCCCUCCUUUUAUAGGCUCAAUUCACCGUAUACCGGUUUUUCUCUUUUUUAGCUUAGUUUUAGCUCUAAUUGGCUUUUAAAAUUUAGUUUGGGCUCAGGAAAAUUUAGAAUUAGUUUUAGGGUGUCCGAAUGAUUGUUAGGAUCAGGUAGGGUUCAAAGGUCAGGGUAGGGUAGGGCAUGGUUAGGGUUAGGAUGGGUUAGUGGGUAGGGACUAUUUGUUUUAGGUAGGGCUGUAGAAACCAACAAUGAGGCGGUUCAGAACAAACCGCCAGCUGGUCGACCCCAAGGGCACGGGCUAGUUAGCAGGGCAACGGCAGGUU